UAACGCCUCGUAUAUGUGUGCCAUGCAUGAGACACACAUACACACACAGCGAUAGCAGCGCGGGCGCGGCCCACGCCCCACUCUUCAUCUAACCAGCAACGCAUACGUACAUAUAGUACUUACCUACCAUGUAGUUUAUUAUUACUCAUUAAAGUGUUAAAUUUUGGAAGCUCCUGCAUUAUUUCUCCACCUAAGUCCACCGCCCGUAUCUGGAAGUCGCUCCUGCUUCUUCAUUUUGGUCUUCGAGCCGGAUACAAAAGAACCUUUAAUCGACACGUCGAUCACAAGAACAAAGGAUCGCGCUAACGAGACGGACCGUUACGUGGACAUUUUGAGAAAAGGAGUUACAUUUCAACUGCGUAUCUACACGUUAAGGAGCAGAAGAUUUCAUCGUUCCAAGGGGAUUGCCAUUAACUGGAAAUAAAGAAAGAAAUCACGGCCAGUAUAGGAGUAAAGUGAAAGUGAGAAGUGAGAACCUGGGGAGUCGUGUCAAUGUGAGUUUGUUCCGAUACUUUCCCUUUUACGAAAAUCCCUCCUUAUACCUAAGUGUUUACGCACCUGUGCAUACCUAUACUUAUUUUUAUUUCGCACCUUAAACGCGAAUUCUUACCUAUCAUAUUGAAUCAUUAAUUUCAUAACGUCAUUACGUAUAACAUACCUAUGUUAAUUAGUACCUUAAACGUUAAUUAACUAAAUCAGUUCUUUAAACAAUUUCAUUACAUACCUACUUACCAAGCUACUUUAAAUUCUUAUGCUACCUAAUUGCCCGUGUUAUUCGCACAGUUUAGAAACGCUAAAUAAUACCUAGUCGUAAAUAUUUGCCUAUUAUAUUUAGUUAAUCGGUAGUCAGUAAAGAGCAUAGUUAAUCUUAUUUACUUACUCGUUUCUUAAAUAAAUCCUACAACUAAAUCAUAUUUUCCCAUUGUGUAAUCUUGAGUCGUAUAGCUAUAAAACCCCAUAGAUCUGUACUUACGGUGUUUAGCCUAAAAUAGCUGAAGUGUUAAUCGCAACAUUUUUGUGCAUAUUCCAGCUGAUGCAUUUCGCCGCGCGCUGCGGAUCUUGACCUUGGAUGCGCUCGGCGCCCGGCAACUGCUACCGGCCUUAUCUCUACUUGCUACUUAGCUAUUUUAGCACUUCGCUCGCCUAACUGCACUCUCAUUACGCUUCCUCAUAAACAACAUUUAAGUAUCCCAAUCAUUUGUUUAUUAUUUGCUAGUGAUUUUUGCUUAACUUUUUUCGAUUACAGCAUUACAAUAAUCUUUGUAAGUACCUUAACUAGUUAACUGCAUAAGUCAUGGACAAACCCGAGUACAAAACAUUAAUCAAGCAGCGAGCUACAUUUAAAACGAAAGUCACUCAAUUCUUAACCUAUUUAAAUCCUCUUAACAGCUGUCCUAACUUAAACAGACUGCAGAUCAGUGAACUAAAUAUUCGCCUGACCAAAAUUGAAGAGAUUUACUCCGAUUAUGAUUCUGUGCAAUCUGACAUAGAAAAUUCCUGUGAAAUUCCAGAUGAGCAGUAUGCUGAGCGUGAAACCUUUGAGUCGAGAUAUUUCGGUGCAGUUGCGCUCGCUCGAGAGGUAUUGGCGAGGAGCGGGAACUCGGCGGGUCCCGCGCUGGAGUCCAGAGCUCCAAAAACGUCACAAAUGGACCAAAGAUGGAGGACAACUCAAAUUAGGAGAAAUGAUGCUUGUCAAGGACGACCGACUGCCUCCAAAGCAAUGGUUACUGGGUCGAGUAACACAACUUUAUCCCGGCACUGAUGGAAUAUCCCGAAUGGCCGAUGUACUCACCAUGUCUGGAACUGUCCGGCGCGCCUUCAAUCGCCUAUGCCCAUUUCCAGUAGAAGACAAGAGCUCGGUUCCUGGGGGGCCAAUAUGUUAACGCCUCGUAUAUGUGUGCCAUGCAUGAGACACACAUACACACACAGCGAUAGCAGCGCGGGCGCGGCCCACGCCCCACUCUUCAUCUAACCAGCAACGCAUACGUACAUAUAGUACUUACCUACCAUGUAGUUUAUUAUUACUCAUUAAAGUGUUAAAUUUUGGAA
This is a messenger RNA of Cydia pomonella (codling moth), 2049 nucleotides long. RefSeq lists its product as uncharacterized. The record is from RefSeq and is a predicted model, not a curated record. NCBI's taxonomy places the organism in Eukaryota, Metazoa, Arthropoda, Insecta, Lepidoptera, Tortricidae. The transcript has 2 exons. Bases 1512 to 1883 code for a protein of 123 amino acids.